Penicillium mononematosum is the source of this 2460-nucleotide messenger RNA. Its product is annotated as threonine/serine exporter family protein. Gene Ontology annotation, molecular function: transmembrane transporter activity. The transcript has a single exon. Lineage: Eukaryota; Fungi; Ascomycota; Eurotiomycetes; Eurotiales; Aspergillaceae. Bases 1 to 2460 code for a protein of 819 amino acids. The record is from RefSeq and is a predicted model, not a curated record. Gene Ontology annotation, biological process: transmembrane transport.
AUGACUCGGACCCAGACAAUACAACCUCGUCCGAAGUUUGGCAGGAUGCACCGCAAGACAGUCAACAAGAUGCGGAGCCAUCGCCACGAGUUCGAUUUCGAUCAGAUGCGGGUUACGUGCAGGGGGGGUCGGCAUGACCCGCCGCCAGCAGGUCUCCGCGAAGAAUGGGAUCAUGCUCUGAGUCAAGGACAGCCCCAUCGACCAACAAUGCCAUACUCCCAUGAGUCUGCGGAUAUUGCAGAUACGCCACAGCGAGACCGUGAGCCACAUCCGGGUGAGGGCGACGGCAAGCCAGGUGUUGAAAGGAUAGAUCAGAACAACCCGCGGGAAGAUGAGAAGGAGGAGCCUGAGACUCCCCAAGAACGAUCCAUGAGGGAUAAAUGGCGCGCCGUGGCUAGGAAUUUCAGGGAGAAAGCCUCGGAAUUUGGUGACCGUUUAGGUCGCCCACAGAUCGAAGGAGACGACCUAUCAUCCGGGAAGUAUCACCCGGACUGGGCGACCGGCGGUGCAGUUCCCCUCUCUGACAUGACAGAUGAUAAGCAUAAAAGCGUGGAGGAGAAGCAGCGGCACCAGAAAGAGACCAGCUCCGAGGCCCAUCGUCUGGUGCGAGAUUUGACCCAAGAUCACUCCCAAAAACGCCGCAAAGGUCGUGGGAAGCCUUAUCCUCACCCCGACAAUGAGUUUAAGGAUGAAGAGAAUGAGCCGGGAGCAGAUCCGAACUUUAGAUAUCGCUCUGGCGGCGGCGGAAUUCUGUCGCACUUGAUCAAAUUGCAAGGUGGUCAGCAACAAGGUGCUGGAGAUCAGUCUCGAACGUCAACUGACUCGUCCCACAGCACAGAAUCCGCCCCCAGCGGGGCCCCAACACCAGUACCCAAGAAGGGAAAACCAGUGAAAUGGUACAAAAAGCCUCGGAAUACGUCAAACUCGACGUUGAUUGGUGGGGGCGCGGAGAGUUUCAGUGGUGCAAGCACUCCUGUUUCAAGCGAGGUCCUCUCACAAGCCUCGAAGCGCCGCAACAAUGAAGGUGGGGGCGGUGGUGGAGGAGGAGGCGGUGGAGGUCGCAAUAUGCGGCUUGAGGAUGAAAUCCGAGUCACAGUGCACAUUGCAGAGAUUAUCUGUCGGCAGCGGUAUAUCAUGCAGCUCUGCAGAGCGUUGAUGUUAUUCGGUGCUCCCACACAUAGACUUGAAGAGUACAUGCAGAUGACGGCAAAGGUAUUGGAGGUCGAUAGCCAAUUCCUGUAUCUACCUGGCUGCAUGGUCAUGUCGUUUGAUGACCCUUCUACCCGCACGACGGAGGUAAAACUGGUUCGCGUAGCCCAGGGGAUCGAUUUGGCUCGCCUAUCGGACACACAUCUCAUCUACAAGAAUGUGAUCCAUGAUGUGAUUGGCAUUGAAGAAGCAAUCCAGGAGAUUGAUUCAAUCAUCAAGAAGAAGCCUCAGUAUCACAAGGUCAUCGUUGUCUUUAUAUACGGGUUGGCCACUGCAACUGUGGGACCUUUUGCUUUCAGUGCUAGGCCGAUUGACAUGCCGAUCAUUUUCCUCAAUGGUAUACUUGUUGGUUUAAUGCAACAUGUCGCUGCGCCUCGGUCGGCGUUGUAUUCGAAUGUCUUUGAAGUGACAUCGACAGUCGUGACGUCUUUCCUUGCCCGAGCCUUCGGUACCAUCUCCAUUGGAGUUGUGGAUGGCAAGCCACAGUACCUCUUUUGCUUCUCCGCCAUCGCGCAAUCCUCGAUUGCAUUGAUAUUGCCAGGAUUCCUUGUUCUUUGUAGUAGCUUGGAACUCCAGUCCCAUCAGAUCAUCGCAGGCUCGAUUCGGAUGGUCUACGCUCUCCUCUUCUCGCUGUUCAUUGGAUAUGGAAUUACCGUUGGCACAACCAUCUACGGACUGAUAGACCAGAAUGCCGUAUCCGAAACCUCCUGUCCAGAGAAGGGUGCCUUCAAGAAUCCCUAUGUUCAACGGUUCCCAUUCGUUGCGAUCAUGACGGUUUGGCUUUUGAUCAUCAACCAAGGCAAAUGGAAACAGCUUCCACCCAUGACUGUCAUCGCAUUGGCGGGCUACAUUAGCAACUACUUCAGCACGAAAAAAUUGGGAUCGAACUCCCAGGUCGCGAAUACAGUCGGCGCGUUUGUCAUAGGUAUCAUGGGAAACAUGUACAGUCGGCUCUGGCAUGGCCAUGCUGCAACCGCUAUUCUGCCUGGCAUUUUCGUUCUGGUGCCAUCUGGACUGGCUGCAACCGGAUCUCUAAUCUCGGGUGUACAGUCCGCGGAUGAAAUUCGUCAAAGUGUCGGUCAUGGUGGUGGGAGUUCAGGGCCCGGGGCUGGCUUGCAGUCUGGUACUUCUGUAUUCAGUCUAGGGUUUGGUAUGAUUCAGGUUGCGAUUGGCAUUACGGUUGGUUUGUUCAUUUCCGCACUUGUAGUUUAUCCAUAUGGCAAAGCCCGCAGCGGACUGUUUAGCUUCUAG